Phanerochaete carnosa HHB-10118-sp is the source of this 1592-nucleotide messenger RNA. RefSeq lists its product as uncharacterized. The transcript is spliced from 7 exons. Lineage: Eukaryota; Fungi; Basidiomycota; Agaricomycetes; Polyporales; Phanerochaetaceae. Gene Ontology annotation, biological process: carbohydrate metabolic process. The record is from RefSeq and is a predicted model, not a curated record. The coding region runs from base 283 to 1449 and encodes 388 amino acids.
UUCUAUCUGGCUUUCUUGACUUCCUUCUAAGAUUCGGAAAUAUUACCUAUGCAGAACGCUGCUGCCUCAUUCCUGCUCCAUCAUGUCACCUUACAUUACAGGUGCCUACUAUGAUAGCGACGAUCUGGACACAGCACGGUUUUGGUGUUCGCAAUGCACUUUUCGACUCACGAUGCACCUGUUCGGCGGUCAUGUGCCCUAUAAAACUACCACGAAAGACACCCAGAGGAGUUCAGGUGCUUCCGGCAUCCCCAGCUUUGCAGUUUGCCCACAAAGCUCGCGAUGUUCGUUUCUACUUUGUGCCUGCUACUUGCUGCGUGUUUCGCCUCUUCGCUCCCCGUUGCCCAAGUCAAUUUCGAUGACGCUACAAUAGCGAAAGUCGAGGCCGACAUGCUUCAGAUUGCCACCCAUAGUUGGGAAUUGGGCACGGCAGCUGAGGCUCUGACAGAACUGCUGGCUCCCUCCCUGUCAGUCUUUCGCUCGACGGCAUUUCCACCUCCAUCGAGCCUCAGCCUAGCGGUAGGCAAUACGACAGCUAUGAUGAACAUCGCCGUUACCACCGUGAGGACGAAGCCAGCGGAUUCGUUGACCCUGAUUAACGGAGACGGAGCUGUCGGGGACCCUGCAAGCCUCGGAGUAGCAGUUCUCUUAGCAAACUGGACACGGUCGGACCUGGCAGAUCAGUCCUUCGCUCAAGCAGCUCGAUCAGAGCUGGUCUACCUGACGCAGAUUGCUCCUCGUACUUCUGAUGGCGCCAUUUCUCACAGAGCCAGCCAGGUCCAGCUCUGGGCUGAUUUCGUCUACAUGGCGCCUCCGUUCAUCGCGUAUUUUGGCGCACUGGCUGGCGGCGGGACGGAAUCCACGCUGCUACAGCUGGCGUACGACCAGUGCCGGCUGUACCGAAACUACCUCAGUGAUGACAGCGGACUCUGGAAGCAUAUUGUCUUGGGUGACGAGGCAUCCCAGGACUUCCGGCAUUGGGGCACGGGGAACGCCUGGGCGGCCGCAGGCAUGAUGCGUGUCCUACAAACUAUCCUGCACUCCGAUGAAGCACCUCAGUUCGAGUCUCAGCAGGCGGACCUGACCGCAUGGAUCAAAGAGAUUCUCACCGCCACCUGGCAGCACCAACAACCUAACGGCACCCUAAUGAACGUCAUUGACGACCCCACGACAUUCCCCGAUUCGUCCUCCACAGCACUACUCGCCGCGGUCACCUACCGACUCGCGGUGCUUACAUCGGACUACACACUCAUCCCGGCCGCGAACAACGCUCUGAGCCUGAUCAGACAGAACGUUAACUCCGAUGGCUGGCUUCUUGACACCGUAAACCCCGAGACCUUCAACACCUCGUCUCCUCCUGGCACGUUUAGUCCAGAGGGCCAGGCUUUCGUCCUGUUGCUGCAAGCAGCAUCGAACGACUUUGCGGCCUCAGUGUCUGGGACACUGUGACGAAAGAUAAAACCCCGUUUUGAAAAAUUCGCUAGCCGCACGGACAUUUAUCCAUCCAUUAUUCUCGUCAAUGUACACAGAACUUUUGGUAGCCCAUUGAGAUAUGUUCAUCAUUCGGAAUAACAGGAAAAAUUAUAAUUUAA